Hydractinia symbiolongicarpus is the source of this 1765-nucleotide messenger RNA. RefSeq lists its product as uncharacterized. The record is from RefSeq and is a predicted model, not a curated record. Lineage: Eukaryota; Metazoa; Cnidaria; Hydrozoa; Anthoathecata; Hydractiniidae. Bases 652 to 1704 code for a protein of 350 amino acids. The transcript is spliced from 2 exons.
UCACACCCUUGUGAUUUUUAAACUACCAUUAUGGGUUAGGGAAAACAAACAACGCGGAACAGAGCAGAUUAGGGAAAGACAAGUAUGCCUCGAAGCUGUUGUGUGUAUUCCUGUACAAACAACUGUCAGAAUCACCCUGAAUUGAAAUUCUAUAUUAUUCCACAUUAUAAACUUAGAAGAAAAUCAUUGCUGAGGGCAAUAAAUAGGAGCGAUAUCAUAGAUAAGAAUAAGACUUGGUCACCCAAGUCCAGAUAUCAUUAUGUUUGUUCACAACAUUUUAUAUCAGGUAGCUACAUAUUAACAAGAUAACUGUUUUACAUCUGUCUUAACCCUUUAUAAAAUUUCUUGUUUUUUAUUUCAGUUUUCGUGGCAAAGUAAAUAGUUCUAAGUAUUUUUUUAGGGCAAAAAAGCAACUAUGCAAACGACCCUGACUACAUUCCAUCGAUUAUGCCUCACAAGCAGAGACCACCGAGCUUAUAUACUCCUAAACGAAAGUUAUCAGGAUUUGAUCGACAUCAAAGGAGGCAAAGAAAAUUGGCCUUGAAAGUGUCUACAGAAACAACGAAAUAAAAAUUAACAACACCUGAAAAUGAUACAAAUUCUCCAGAUGUUCAGGUGCCUACCCCAGCAAGCUCACCGCCCUUAUCAUUGAUGUCUCCAAUUAACUUGACUGAAAGGGAAAGUAUUUACAAGGAAAUGGACAACUUAAGGAUGGAGAGAAAUAGUCUUCAGAUCAAAUUGAAUGCCUCUCUUUCAUCAAAUCAAAAUCCAUUUAGCAUGCAACAUCUCAUGCAACACACCGAAAAAAGUGUCAUGUUGACUGGUUUAACUUAUCCAGUUUUACUCGUUCUGAUCAAAUAUGUGACCCGUAUUUGCACAAGCGACAAACUUAAACCUACGAAAUUGUCGUUAGAAGAUCAAAUUUUGUUGACAUUAGUUAAGUUGAAACAUAAUAUGAGUUUUGACCUUCUUUCUCAUGUGUCUGGUAUUAGCAAAACAACUGCUAUAGAGUACUUUUGGAAAUGGUUGGACGUUAUGUAUAUCUGGCUGAAGUUUUUUGUUAAAAUGGGUGAGAGAGAUAACAUAUUUAAAAUGAUUCCUCCGGUUUUUAAAAAAAAAUUUCCUCGAUUGACAUCAAUAAUUGAUUGUUUUGAAAUUUUUAUUGAGGCACCGACAUCUCUACUUGCAAGAGCCCAAUGUUACAGCACUUACAAAAAACAUUGUACUAUAAAAGUCAUGAUUUCAUGUACACCUCUGGGAACUAUCAAUUUUGUAUCGCGUUGCUGGGGAGGAAGAGCAUCAGACAUCCAAAUUGUCAGGGACUCACAAUUUUUCUCCUCGAGGUACCACCUUCCUGGGGAUCAGAUAUUGGCAGACAGGGGUUUUACAUUGGUAGACGACUUUGCUGCUGGCUCUGGAUCUGAAUUAAUCAUUCCUGCCUUUACAAGGGGUAAAAAUCAGCUCUCUGCUCAAGAAGUUGAAAACACAAGGAAAAUAACAUCUGUUAGAAUUCAUAUUGAACGUGUCAUAGGAUUGCUAAAAAACAGAUACACUAUUUUAAAAGGUAUAAUGCCUAUACAAACAGUUAAGAAGAUCUCAGAUGAAAACUUAAACGACACACUAGCCAGUUGUGAUAAAAUGGUAACUGUUUGUUCAGCACUAGUAAAUAUGAAUAAAAGCAUUGCACAAAAACCAGAGGUUUAAUGUUGAAAAAUGUAUAUUAUAAAAUAUAUGCAAAAAUAAAAAUAUACAUACAUUUAUUAAA